This is a messenger RNA of Meloidogyne enterolobii, 1785 nucleotides long. The record is from the annotation of a GenBank genome assembly. NCBI's taxonomy places the organism in Eukaryota, Metazoa, Nematoda, Chromadorea, Rhabditida, Meloidogynidae.
CGGACGGAUAUUUUUAUGGCAUGCAGACAUAUCGGGAUCUUUCAAUCUAUGAACGGUUACUCUAGUCAUUUCGGGACCUAUGUCCAGUGGGUUUUUGAUAGUACUUUUAUUCUUGAAGAAAGGGUUUUUAUUUUAGAAUCAACGUAAGCGUAAGAGGUUAUUCUUCUCUCCUCAAUCCCGAUAUGUCUCUCAAUCAUUAUUCCUCUUAACCAAAAAUUUCAUUUUUAAAAUUUCAGAUAUUCUCUUUCGAUUCUAUUUGCUAUAUUUAUUUAAAAAAUGAAUUCGCAAGCUCCAAAGAGACGUGGCCGUCCAGCGAAAGCAAAAGCUGCUGCAGCUGCAUCUGUUCCAACUACAGACAAAUCGCCGCCGAAGCCUAAAUCUCCAAUUAGUGCUCCAAAUGGUGAAGCCAAGUCUCCAGUCAAACCUCUUUCUCCAGUCAAGCCGUCUUCUCCAGCUAAAUCCCCUGUUGUUGCCAAAAAGGGACGUGGGCGUCCAAAGGGUGCUGUUGUUGUGAAGAAAUCACCGCCAAAGAAGCCGGUGGCGAAGUCUGUGGCUAAAGGUGGAGUGACGAAGAAAGCUGGUGCUGGAAAACGUGGACGUCCGGCGAAGAAGAAUGCAGCUUCAGAGGAGAGCAGUGGGGAUGACGCAGGUAUUUAUUUUUAUAAGAAAGACCUGAAAUAUUUUUUGUCUACCAAAAACGCUUGCGGAAAGUAUUCUUGUCAUUAAACUUGGAGGGACUUGGGAAUUUUUCACACGAUGGGAAAAACGCGUUUAAAAAAUCUUUUUUAUUUGGAAUUCCUUUACUUAAAUUUAGAUGAGAAUUGUUUAAAUUAAUUUAUAUUUUACCCUCAACCACCAUUUUCAACCACCAGGCAUGGGCUGAGUUACUCGAAACCCGGACUUUUUUUUAAACUGAAACACGACUCUUGAAGAAUUUCAAAACCCGACUUGACUUUUCUCAACCCGGCCCAUUCUUGUCUUACACAAAACAGUGAAUCUGGUCGUCUUUAAGUCUGAAAAUAACUGCUUUUCAAAUUUAUUUUUUUUUAAUUUUCUAGCCAAGAACAACACCUCUCCUUCUAAAUCGCCUUGACUUUAAUGGAAUCUUUAUUUGACUGAGUUGGCGGAAUCUCUCUCUUCAUUUUAUUUUUUCUUGUACAAGAACACCAAAAUUCAACAAUAAUCUUCUACAAAAAACGUUCCCGGCCUUUUAUGUUCUUUUUUUGGUAUCUCACCUAUAUAUAAACUUGCAUUAAUUUUUGUUUUUUUUGACACACUGCUUAGAUUUUCACCUUUUUUGUGUGUGAAAUUUUGAAGAAAAAUUGGAAAAAAAUUUUUUGAAAUUUUUUUCGAGGCCUUUGAAAAUUUUUGAUUUUUUUUUUUAAUUUUUUCGAGGCCCGUAAAAUUUUUUUGAUAUUUUCAAAAAAUUUUUUUUAAUUUUCUUCAAAAUUAAAAUUUAUUUAACACAACAUAAACAUUGUAUCAACCCAAAUAUUAAAAACAUAAUUUCCUCGCUUCUAUUUUGAUUUUGUGACAUUUCAAUAAAAAAUUAAAAAUUAUUUGUUUAUUUUUUUCUAAGUUGAUUUUAUCAAUUAAUUAUUUGAGAAAUUGUUUAGGGAACUUUUUUUUAAAGAAAUUCUCUUUAUGUUAGAUUGCUUUCUGGCAAAUGUGUUUGCGGUUUCGGAUAUCUGGAAUCGAAGAAACUUGCAAUAUUUUAGGAUUUCCCUAAAAUGCCUACCCUGGUUUUUUGGAAUAUUUUGUUUUAAAUAUUUACUAACAUUGGUU